AAUCCCGCAGUCAGAAACGUACUUCAAGCUGAGUUUACGAGCAAUUUUUGGGAUUGUCGUAUUUGGCACAAUAACUGGUUUGUUAAUACAGAAUUUGAAUAUUGUCGAACAGACACAUCCUGUCAAAGGUUUUCACCCUGCGCUCAACAUGACAAAUCGGAAGAAAUAAGUACGUAAAGGAGAACAACAUUCUCUUUAAGCACCAGUGCAGGUGAUCAGAAGGAUAAGGAAAGAAAGUAUGCUUCUCAAAGUUCGGGGCAAUUUCAAGAAUCGGGGACAAUUGAGAUGAAAUCACCUAAUCUGAAUGACGAGGAGUUUCACUCUGGCCAUAUGCCUGAUUAUUUGAAGUGUGACUCCUGCAGAGCAAUUUCUUAUCAGAUGCAGGAAUAUCUUUCGAAGUGGGAAUCAAAAAUCUCUGCAGUGAAAGAAGGGAAAGCGGUAUUGAAUGAAUCUGAUUACACCGAUGCUUUGGAGAAAUGCUGCUCCCAGAGUUGGGAAAAGCAUGGCGUAAUAGAGGUGAAUGGCAUUAAACGUCUAUCAGGCCCUGGACUAGAGACUGAAGAUUUUACAGGAGUGAUGGUGAUGAGUGGACCAUGGCCAGGACGGUUGUUCAAAAUGUGCCAGGCUUACCUCGGAGAGUUUUCAGAAGAGGACAUUUACAAUGAAUUCAGGAAAAAUCGAGACUAUUUAGAAGAUUUUCUCUGUUUUGGUAAAAAUGGAGCUUGCACCAAACAUAAAAGUUUCCAAACAGCAUUUAAGGAUGAAAUAUAACCAUUUUAUGUUGCCUGUUCAAAUGACAAGUGCACAUGAGGAAUUUGGGUGAUGGUGUGAGCAGGUGUUAGGGCUGGGGAGGGAAUCAGCGCAUUUUUAAAAUUCAUUCAAACUAAUUCAGGCCCAUACCCAAAUUUCUGGUAUUCACUCGUCAUAAAAUAAUAUAUAAUAGAUUAAUUAAUUCAUCUAAAUGUUAUUUAAAAUGCUGAUAGAUAGUCAUGCUUUUGUAUCCUUAUAAAUUAUCUUGCUGAUGUUCCAACACAUUCUUCCAUAUAAAUAUUGAGGCCCAGAAAUCAAUGGAAUCCAAUAGUACAUAGCCCUCACUACUUAAAAAGUCUGCGUUUAACUGUCAACUCUUUAAACUAACCAAAAAGCAAAAGCUGUUAAUUAUUUGCAUUAGUGUUAAAUUCAAAGUUGCCAUUUUGUUUCUUUAAUGCUCCAGUUUUAUAGGCAGAAACAGCUUGAGGCCAAUGUUUUGUUGGAAAAUGAAGUAAUGAUUGAUGUGACUUUCAAAUUGUGUGAACUCUAAGCCACCUAUGAUAAAUUGUUAUCUUUUCUAAUGGCCCUGUGUGCAGGCAUUAUUAAAGCUGAAACUAUGUCUGGACAAUUACAACUGACAUAACUUCUGCAAUGCUUUUGAAUUUAGGGAGACUGAAUUGUAAUGUUUGGGUCAUUCAUACCACCAAUACAAAUAUUCCACACUUUCAUUCAAUACUCUAGCAAUUUAUAUGAAUGUAUGUGUUCUAAAUAGGGACUGGAUCUGAAUUUAUGUGUAAGCAAAUGUGUUGUCAGUGGAGGUCUGGAGAACAAUCAGAUUCAUAAUCAUUUAUAGGUUAAGAUAUGUGUAAAUUGGUUUUAAUCUUUUUGAAAAUAGUUCUCUCUGCUUUUGAAUACUGUGACCCAUUUAUUAGUUUGAUUUCUUGCCGGAGUUGCCAUUCUUCACAGACAUGCCAAGACAGUGAAUAUCAGCAGAUAAUCUUUCCUGGCCUGGUGACAUUGGGGAUGUCUGGCUGGGGUGGAGGAGGGCACAAUAUAGAAACAUUACAGCUAAAUACACUAUUAUCUUCAUCUGUGAGCCAUAUGUACAUCCUUGAUCAAAUACCACAAGUGAAGAACUUCAAGUUGGCACAGCUUUACAAUCACCUUGGUUGGAAUCAGUGAAGAACAGUUACAUUGUCUGGUUAUACUUCACUUUCACUAACUUAUCGGUUGAGGAAAAGUACAGAUAAUUUAUAACCUGGAGAUAACAAUGGUAUUUAUUAUAAGUUCUAUUUAAAACCAUGUUUGAGACUGGACUUUCCACAGUUCACUGAAUAUUCUUUUAUUGACAUAUAGCUGAUAUUAUUCAGUGAUCACGUUUGUUCUGUGUGCAUUUGAAAUUUGCAAUUUAGAUUCAAAUACCAUGAGACAAGUGGAAAGGAUUCCCAAGAGAGGUACUGCAAGCAUGUUU
Messenger RNA from Hemiscyllium ocellatum (epaulette shark), 2221 nucleotides. RefSeq names its product marginal zone B- and B1-cell-specific protein-like. The transcript has 5 exons. NCBI's taxonomy places the organism in Eukaryota, Metazoa, Chordata, Chondrichthyes, Orectolobiformes, Hemiscylliidae. Gene Ontology annotation, biological process: regulation of B cell proliferation. Gene Ontology annotation, cellular component: extracellular region; endoplasmic reticulum chaperone complex. The coding region runs from base 286 to 771 and encodes 161 amino acids. The record is from RefSeq and is a predicted model, not a curated record.